This is a messenger RNA of Pediculus humanus corporis (human body louse), 8517 nucleotides long. RefSeq names its product papilin, putative. Bases 1 to 8517 code for a protein of 2838 amino acids. Gene Ontology annotation, cellular component: extracellular matrix; extracellular region. Gene Ontology annotation, biological process: extracellular matrix organization. NCBI's taxonomy places the organism in Eukaryota, Metazoa, Arthropoda, Insecta, Psocodea, Pediculidae. Gene Ontology annotation, molecular function: metalloendopeptidase activity; serine-type endopeptidase inhibitor activity. The record is from RefSeq and is a predicted model, not a curated record. The transcript has 39 exons.
AUGAUCGAUGGUCCAGGAGGUCAGGAAUAUGGAAAUUGGAGUCGGUGGUCAGCACCGUCAGAAUGUUCUAGAACUUGCGGCGGAGGGAUAUCGCAUCAAACGAGACGUUGUUUGGAAAUAAGUCCAGAUGGUCGACCAUACUGCCCCGGAGGUACUAAAAGAUAUUUUUCCUGUAACGUUCAGGAUUGUCCCGAUUAUUCAGAUUUCAGGUCUGAUCAAUGUGCGGAAUAUAACAGAGUACCUUUCGAAGAUACCUAUUACAAUUGGAUCCCCUACACGAAAGCUCCUAAUCUGUGCGAAUUAAAUUGCAUGCCAGUCGGAGAAAGAUUUUAUUACCGACAUAAUAAAAAAGUUAAAGAUGGUACGCCGUGCGACGAUGAGAAACUCGAUGUCUGCGUUGAUGGACGAUGUCUGCCCGUGGGAUGUGAUAAACUAUUGGGUUCUUCAGCAAGAGAAGAUAAAUGUAGAGAAUGCGGAGGAGAUGGUAGCAGUUGUAACACGGUAGAAGGAGUUUUAGAUAAUAACGAACUACAAGUCGGAUACAACGAUAUUUUGCUGAUACCUGCCGGAGCGACAAACAUUAAAGUGAAAGAAAUACAACCGACGAACAACUACUUAGCUGUACGGAACGUUACGGGUCAUUAUUAUUUAAAUGGCAACUGGAGAAUUGAUUUUCCGAGAAAAUUAAGAUUUGCCGGUACUAUUUUUCAUUACGAAAGAAAACCUCACGUUUUUUACGCUCCCGAAUCUUUGAUGGCUUUAGGACCUACUACCGAACCUAUUUACAUAUCAUUGUUGUAUCAAGAACCGAAUCCUGGAGUCAUGUACGAGUAUAGCAUUCCCAAAGGAAUUUCUCCGCAUUCGUUGACUGACAAUUACACGUGGGUGGAAAGUGAUUUUGGACCCUGCAGCAUGACUUGCGGAGGAGGUCAACAACAAAGAAGCGUCAUGUGCGUGAGACGUCGAGAUAUGGUUCAAGUACCGGAAAAUUUGUGCAAUGCCAAUUACAUGCCAUCAUCCAUUCAAUCCUGUUCUCCAGAACCCUGUCCGCCAUCGUGGAAUGCGGGUCCAUGGUCUCAAUGCAGCGAAUCCUGCGAGAAAGGAAUUCAAGAACGUCAGGUUUACUGCAUGCAAAUAAUUGCAAAUGGAUUACCGUCGGUAGCCGAUGAAGCGGAAUGUGAAAAAACCGGUGAAAAACCUCCGAACAAACAAGAGUGUAACGUCGAUACCAUGUGUCCAACUUGGCACGUAGGACCCUGGAAAAGUUGUAAUAAACUUUGUGGCGAUGGUAAAGAAACCCGAGAUGUUAUAUGUUAUAGAAGAGUUGAUGGUAAAAUUGAAGUAUUGGAAGAUUCUGCUUGUACGGAAGAAAAACCAGAUUCGGAAAAACCGUGCAUGUUGAGGCCGUGCGAAGGAGUUGAUUGGAUAACGUCGGAAUGGUCGGGAUGUCACGAAAAAUGUGGUCUCACACAAGAAACAAGAACCGCUCGUUGCGUCACACAAACCGGCGUAGUUUAUGCCGAUUCUUUCUGUCACAAAUAUAGAAAACCCGAACUGGUAAGAAAAUGCGAAACGUUUAAAAAAUGCGAACAUGAAUGGUACGCUGCUCAGUGGAGCGAAUGUUCUUCGAAAUGCGGAGCUGGAGUUCAAACGAGAAAAGUUUUUUGCGGGGAAAUCAACGACGAAGGUCUAAUUAAAAAGGUCGAAGAUGAUAAGUGCAAUCCAGAGGAAAAAUACGAAUCGGAAAAAGAUUGCGUCGGUGAGGAGGUAUGCAAAGGAGAUUGGUUUGCAGGUCCUUGGAGUGCUUGUUCGAAAGAUUGCGGAGGAGGUCAAAAAUCAAGAAAGGUUUUGUGUUUGCAAGAUAACAACACUGUUUCGAUAGUCAACUGCGAUGGAAAUUCGAUUCCUUUUUCGAGUGAAAGUUGUAACAAUCAUCCUUGCGGAGAAGAUGAAAUAUACACGGUGGAACCAACUCAUGAUUUAAGCGAAGACGAUGAACAAGAUUGCGAAUACGAUGAAGAUGAUUACGAUAAUUUCACUUCAUCUUUAUUGACUUCUGACUUUCCAAGUUCCUCAGACCCUUUUACUUCGAGCUACAGCACUUCGGAUGUUUCCACCGAAUCGAGUUUAUCGUCAGAAUCAAGUUCCGCAUCAUCUUUGAGUAGUAGUUCCGGUACAGAUUCAUCUCUGUCAAGCAUGAGUAGCAUUAGCAGUACGAGUGAUGGUAUGAGCAGUUUAAGUACUGAUAUGAGUAGUAUUAGUAGUAGCGUUGGUGAUGGUAGCACUAGUUUAAGCACUGAGGGUGAUGGUAUUAGUAGUACUAGCGAAAGUAGCACCGAAUCUACAGAGGAAUCAAGUACGCUGGAAACUUCUAGUAGUUUAAGCACUGACAUGUCCUCAUCUGAGUCUACUUCCGAUGGCACUACGGAUAGUACAGAGAGUAGUGAAUAUACGGAAUCAAGUUCUUCAUCAGAAGCAACUGAGAGUACAUGGUUAUCCACCUUGUUCUCUGAUCUUUUGGGAUCAUCGCUAUUUACGGAAUCUACAGAUUCUACAGAAUCCUCUUCAUCAGUAUCAACAGAAAGCACAGAAUCUACUGAAUCGUCUUCAUCAGUUUCAACAGAAAGUACAGAAUCUACAGAAUCAUCAUCCUCUGUUAGCACGGAGAGCACAGAAUCAACAGAAUCAUCGUCUUCUGUUAGCACGGAAAGCACAGAAUCAACGGAGUCAUCCUCUUCCGUAAGCACAGAAAGUACAGAAUCCACAGAAUCUACAGAAUCUACUGAAUCUUCUUCAUCAGUAUCAACAGAAAGUACGGAAUCUACAGAAUCAUCAUCUUCCGUAAGCACGGAAAGCACAGAAUCAACGGAAUCAUCAUCUUCUGUUAGUACAGAAAGUACAGAAUCAACUGAAUCCACUGAAUCUUCUUCAUCAGUUUCAACGGAAAGUACAGAAUCGACAGAAUCAUCAUCUUCCGUUAGCACGGAAAGCACAGAAUCUACAGAAUCAUCAUCCUCCGUUAGCACGGAAAGCACAGAAUCUACAGAAUCAUCAUCCUCCGUUAGCACGGAAAGCACAGAAUCUACAGAAUCAUCAUCCUCCGUAAGCACGGAAAGCACAGAAUCUACGGAAUCGUCUUCUUCAAUGUCAACCGACAAUACAGAAUCAACAGAAAGCACGGCAACCACCGAAUCAUUAUUUACAAGCGAUGAAACCGAAUCAUCUGAUUAUUCAACAACAGUUUCUGACAGUUCGAGUGGUUCGACUCUUAGAGGCAUUGGUGAAGUAGACAUAGAUGAUGAUUCUACAAGUACAGAAUUUACUGAAAGUUCAGACACAACUUUAACAGGAUCAAGCGAAAGCACUGAAUCUACCGGCAGUACGGAUACAACGGAAUCGGAAUUAACAGAAAGUACCGAGUCCACAGAAUCUACAGAGAGCACCUCUAGUGGAAGUACUGAAAGCAGUGGCACCUCAGAUACCACUGUUCAAAGCUCAACAGAGUUUACGGAUAGUAGCAUUUCUACUAGUUCAACUUACAGCACAGAUUUCAGCGAAUCUAGUUCAUCUGAAAAACAGAAACUGAAAAAAUGCAAACCGAAGAAAAAGCCAAAAUGUAGAAAAUCUGAAUUUGGAUGUUGUCCCGACAAUAAAACUCCUGCGAUGGGUCCAUUUAGCAAAGGUUGCCCGCAACCUCAGACUUGUCAAGAAUCUGAAUUUGGUUGUUGUCUCGAUGGUGUUUCACCAGCUAAAGGAAAGAACGAAAAAGGUUGUCCACCGUUUGAUUGUAAUGCCACACUUUUCGGUUGCUGCCCUGAUAAAGUUAACGUAGCGCAAGGAAACGAUUUCGAAGGGUGUCCAGAAGAAAUUUUACCAGCAGAAUGCAGCAUAUUUGGUUGUUGUCCCGAUAACAUGACAAACGCAAUGGGUCCUAAUUUCAAAGGGUGUUUUGCUUGCGAAGGAUCUGGAGAAUGCGAUUCGUGUAAUGACACCGCAUUCGGUUGUUGUCCGGAUAAUCUUCGUGCGGCAACGGGACCCAACUUCCAAGGCUGCGAAGAAGGUUCAGGAGAAGUUAUGGACUGCGCUAACAGCACUUACGGAUGUUGUCCAGAUGGUAUCAUAUCAGCAGAAGGUCCGAACUUUGAAAACUGCGGUGUGAUCGAUUCGGAAAAUUGCACUCUAUCAUACUUUGGUUGCUGUCCGGAUGGCAUUACUCCUGCUUUGGGAAGCCGAUAUGAAGGAUGUAAUACUUCUUGUUCAUCGGAACCUUACGGAUGCUGCGACGAUAAUAUCACACCAGCUCAUGGACCCAACAGAGAGGGUUGUUGCCUUAAUUCACCUUUUGGUUGCUGUCCAGACAAUAUUCUUUACGCAAGAGGACCUAAUUUCGAUGGCUGCGGCUGUCAAUACUCACCAUAUGGAUGUUGCCCGGAUAACGAAACUGCAUCUAGAGGAUACAAUAAUGAAGGGUGCGGAUGUCAAUACACUUCCUACGGCUGCUGUCCGGAUAAUUAUACACCUGCUCCCGGACCGGGCUAUCAAGGUUGUCCGUGCUAUACAUUCCAAUUCGGUUGCUGUCCUGACGGUGUAACCGUAGCUAAAGGACCACAAAGAUUAGGUUGCGGAUGCGAAAAUACAGAAUUUGGAUGUUGUUCAGAUGGUAAAACACCAGCAACCGGACCUGAAAAAGGUGGAUGUGGUUGCGAGGCAUCUCAAUUUGGUUGCUGUCCGGAUGGGGUUGAAGAAGCUUUAGGAGAAGAUUUUGACGGGUGUAAAAAGCAGCUUCAAGCACCCGGAGAGGUGUGCAAACUACCUAAAGAUCGAGGUUCAUGCCGAGAUUUUACCGUUAAAUGGUUCUACGAUAUGCAAUACGGUGGAUGUACAAGAUUUUGGUAUGGUGGAUGCGAAGGAAACGACAAUAAAUUUAAAACGCAAGAAGAAUGUAAUGCGAUUUGCGUGGCUCCAGAAGGCAAAGAAAGAUGUGCUCUUCCAAAAGUAUCCGGACCUUGUGAAAAAUAUUUUCCAAAAUGGUACUACGACAAUGAAAGAAAACAAUGCGGUCAAUUCAUUUACGGUGGUUGUUUGGGUAACAAUAAUAAUUUUGAUACAAGAGAAGAAUGUCAAGAAAUUUGCUCUCCAGAAGAAGCAGCCGAUCCGUGUUCGCAACCCGUCGAAGAGGGACCAUGCGAGGGAAGUUUUGCUCGAUGGUAUUACGACAAAGAAAGAAAAUCAUGUUUGCGGUUCCGUUACGGAGGAUGCAAAGCCAACGGAAACAAUUUUCUCACAGAAUCCGCGUGUAAAGAACAAUGUCUUCAACCUGGCAGAAGCAGAGUAUUAGCGGAGUUAUGCCUACUCCAGAAAGAUCCAGGACCUUGCCGAGGGUCGGUUUUACGAUGGUAUUAUGAUGACAAAGUUAAAGAUUGUCGUCAAUUUUUUUAUGGUGGUUGUUUAGGGAACAACAACCGAUUCAAAACUCAAGAUGAAUGCAAGAAAAAGUGUCCUAUUUUAGAUUACGAUAAAGAUCAUUGUUCUUUACCGAGAGAACCCGGAAAUUGUGGAGAAAAAAUACCAAGAUGGUACUUCGAUAAUUCUGAAAAUCGCUGCAUGCCAUUUUAUUACACUGGGUGUGAGGGUAAUGCUAAUCGAUAUGAAACUCGGGAGGAAUGCGAAACUGAUUGUCCUCCGAGAGUUUACAAAGAUUUAUGUCACUUACCCGCAUUGAUUGGAGAAUGUUACAAUUACACGGAACGUUGGUACUACGAUGCACAAGCGGGACGUUGCAGUCCAUUUUAUUACGGCGGAUGUGGCGGAAAUCAAAAUAAUUUCGAACGGCAAAUCGAUUGUCAAAAACGUUGCGAAUCGUAUAUACCGGAAGAACGUGUAGACAUUGCCACUCGAAGACCGGCAACACCCGAACCUGAACCCUUUAAAAUCGAAUAUUGCUUUUACGGUAGUGAUCCAGGAUCGUGUAGGCCAUCUGAAUUUUUACCCAUGUGGUUUUACGACAGGGCUGAUGGUGUUUGUAAACAGUUUUUGUAUGGAGGUUGCGACGGAAAUGGUAAUCGUUUUAACACGAGAGAAGAAUGCGAACAUAAUUGCGGAAAUGCUCAAGAUAUAUGUACUCUGCCUAAAACGGUAGGACCCUGUAGCGGUAACUACCCCCAGUGGUACUAUGAAAGACAAACAGAUAGUUGUUAUGAAUUUGAUUAUGGUGGCUGUCAAGGAAACGGAAAUAGAUUUAAUACAAAAUACGAUUGUGAAAUUAGAUGCAGGCAAGGAGCAAUAGAACCGCCGACUCCUCCGACAACGGCUCUAAUUCCCACGCAACCACCUCCUAGACCUCACGAUCCUACGGAUAUUUGUUACCUUAGAGUAGAUCCUGGUCCUUGUUUGGGAGAACAAUCAUUAUGGUAUUACGAUCCUUAUAGCGAAAGAUGUCAGGCAUUUAUUUAUGGAGGUUGUAUGGGUAACGCAAACAGAUUUGAAUCGGAAGAACAAUGCGAAAGACAAUGUGGACAAUUUAAAAACCAAGAUGUUUGUUACCUUUCCUACGAUACCGGUCCGUGCAAUGGUCAAUUCCAAAAAUGGUUUUACGAUGCAUCAAAUAAAAUCUGCCGUGAAUUUACAUACAGCGGAUGCGGCGGAAACAAUAAUCGAUUUAGUUCUCUUCAGGAAUGUGAAACUUUAUGCGUCCACAGAGAAGAAUCAUUACCGUUGUCGAAUGACACUAGCUUACCUAAUCAAGCUAUAUGUCGUUUGCACGUGGAUUCUGGAUCUUGUCAUAAUUUAGAUUAUAAACGAUGGUAUUACGAAGAAACAAAAAGAACUUGCAUACCAUUUUUAUAUAGCGGAUGCGGAGGGAAUUUUAACCGUUUUAAAAAUUUUGACACUUGUAUUAAGUUUUGCGUAUCCCAAUUGAGGGAUGUUGCCCCGCCACCAGAACACGAAGAUCCAAAUGAAAUAAUUGUUCAAGUACCCGAGUAUUGCAGAGAAGAACAAAGAAAAUGUAAUCAAAUGCACUGUCCAUACGGUAUAGAAAAAUUUGUGGAUUCACAAGAUUGUGAGCGAUGUCGUUGUAAUAAUCCAUGUAGAGAACAAUAUUGUCCCGACGGAACCAGAUGCGCAAUUGAAUUAUAUCAAGAUGAAACUGGAAGAGUAUCGGCGAGAGGUUUAUGUAGAGAAGAAAACAAGCCGGGUCAAUGUCCAGUUCUAGUCAACGGUGGAGGAUCUUGCACGGCUGAAUGUCAAACGGAUGCAGAUUGUCCCGGACCUCAAAAAUGUUGUACAGCUAAUUGUGCAAUAGGACCCAUGACUUCUUGCGUCGAUCCCGUACGUGUUGAAGAACCGCCUGCUGUUCCGGCUACUACAAGUCCUCCGGUGUAUCAAAGACCAUUUUAUGGAGCACAACCUCCGACAAUUAUUGCUGAUAAUUUACAUGUGAGUGCGCCGGAAGGCAGUUAUGCGACCUUAAAAUGUUCCGUUCGUGGAAUACCCACGCCGGUAGUGUCCUGGAGAAAAGAUAAUGUUUUGAUUGAUGGUUCUGGAGGAAGGCAUAAAUUUUUAACCGAUGGUUCAUUACAAAUAAUUGGCUUACAUGGUAGUGACGCAGGCGUUUACUACUGUGCAGCAAACAAUGGCGUAGGGCCUUCAGUAGAAAAAGAAUUCACUCUUGAAGUUACAGAUCCCACGCCAAGGCCCGCAGAAGUUAUUGGCGAUGAAAAUACCUAUGUAGUUGUUACACUUGGAACUCCCGUAAUUCUUCAGUGCUACGCAAUGGGUUGGCCACGACCUGGGGUUACAUGGUGGCGAGGUGACAGAAUGUUGCCACUUUCCUCGGGUCAAUACGAGCAAAGACGAGAUUUCUCUCUCCUAGUUAAAUCCAUUUCCCUGAGAAAUUUAGGUCCUUAUGUUUGCCAAGCUUAUAACGGCCUCGGGAAAGCCGCUUCCGGAACGGUUACAGUUCAAGCAACCGGUCCCGUUUAUUCAACGAAUCCUGAAGAUGCACCGUACUUUCAAUAUUUGGUGAAUGUAACACAAAAAACCGAAGCACCCUAUCUACCUUUGGCGGUGAACAUUUCAUUGGACCAAACUAAUUUCCCAAUCGGAAGCGAUAUAUCGAUACCUUGCUCCACAGACGGUUAUCCCGUACCCAGAGUAACGUGGUACAAGGACAACGAAGUGAUACAUCCAUCUAGAAAAAUUGAAAUCACAGAAAGCAAUAGAUUAAGAAUAAUUCGAGCAGAUGGAAGCGACAGUGGAACUUAUAGAUGCGUGGCACAAAAUCAAUACGAAGAAGUCAGUAAUUCAAUACAAAUAACCGUAGAAGGAGUUUACAUACAUCCCAAUUGCACGGAUAAUAUAUUUUUUGCAAAUUGUGAACUUAUCGUCAAAGCCAGACACUGUCAGCAUAAAUAUUACGCACGUUUCUGCUGUAGAUCUUGCACGAAAGCAGGACAACUUCCCUCCCACGGUCCACAUUUGGAUGACAUGAUUAAACAAACGAGUAGCAGUAACUGA